AUGAUUGAUAUAAACAAGUAUCUUGAAAGUCAGUUAGCUCUAGCUAAAGAAAAAAGUAAUAUUAAGAACAGUAAAGAUGGAAAAGUGUCAAAGAAGAGUCAAAGUGUAGCUGAAACUAUUGCAAGGAAGCAAAACAAAAAUUUCCCUAAUAAAUCAAAGAUAGUGAAAUAUGAUUCUGAACAAACAAAAAAGGCCUGCAGCUCUGUAGAAUAUCCAUCUGGAGACGACGAUGAAUACUUGCCUUCCAGUGACGAGGAGAAAACUGUACCUUUAUCUCUUACUUUUCGUACAAAGCAAAACUUAAAAAAAAUUGUUGAUGAUGGUGAUCCAGCUGUUUUCAAAGAUCGUAUUGCUAAUUGGAAGGAAAGUCUCAAAGCAAUACAGUCAGUUCCUAUUACUCAAGGUGGAUAUGCUAAUGCAACAGAAUUUCAGGAAGCAACUGCUCUGGAAAUAGCAAAAGCUCUUAAAGAUAUGAUAACACCUUAUAUGUUGAGGCGCACUAAAUCUGAAGUACAAGAAUACAUUCAAUUACCAGAAAAAAAUGAACAGCAACAAAUAUUCGCUCUUGAUGCUCGGUUCAAUGCUUACAGGGCACCUGGAAAUCCUAAUUUUAAAACACUGUAUAUUCGACGACGCAGUCAGCUUCUAAGAGAAAAUGCGAAAUUUAAGGAUAUUGAAACAAUUAAAAAAUAUAUAAAUGUAAGAAGUCAGUUACUGCAGCGAAAGUAUGGAGUUCAGGACAAUAUUUCAAUUAGUUCAGCAUCUUCUCGGGCUAGAUCAAGUAGUAAAGCAAGCUUGGCUGUCGAUGAUGUAGUUGGCAAUGCAUCUAAGAAAAAAAGUGACUUAUCAAUAUCUGAAAACUAUGCAUUCUCUGGAGUUCACCACAUAUUUGACCAGCACACCGAGGAGGUCAGCGUUGUGAAAUUCGCAAACAACGACCGUUCCAAGCUGUGUUGUGCGUCCAGUGAUGGAACAGUCUCCAUUUGUGACGUCAUCGCGACCCCGCCGAAAGUGUCCUUCAUACUAGACGGCCACAGCAAGGCGGUUACGGGCUGCGACUGGUCCGCGUCGAACGAGCUGCUGGUGACCUGCGGGCUGGACGGGGCGCUGUGCCUCUGGGACGUGGCGCGCCGGCGGCGGCUGCGGGUGGCCAGGGACCAGCUCGCGGCGCCGCUGCUCUGCUGCGCCUUCCAGCCGGCGAACAACAACAUGGUCAUCGCGGGAAACGCACGAGGGAUGGUCGAAGUGCUGAACGUGUCGACCGGAAUCUAUCCCAGAGGCGGCAGCAGCAUAUUGGGGGGAAAAGUGCAGGCGAUUGCUUGCGAGUCCAGCGGCAGAACCUUCUGGGCGGCCAAUGACAAGGGCGUGAUAGUGAGCUACCGUACGUCCGGUACCGGUGCCCUGAGCAAGAUGCGGCGAUGCUGCGUGGGUGGCGCCGUCACCAGCCUCAGUUGGAGCCCAUGGCUGGCGCGCCACCCGGCGUUGCUCGUCAGCGCCACCGAUAACACCCUGUAUCUGUUCAGGAUCACCGAUCGCGAGGGCAGCCUCGCCCUGAAGAAGCGCUUCGAGACGGCGCACAGCCGCCACAGCGUCAAGUCCACCUUCUGCCCCAUCAUGUCGUUCCGGCGCGGCGUGUGCGUGGUCAGCGGCGGCGAGGACGCCUGCGUCUACUUCCUCGACAUAGAGGGCCACGCCGACCGGCCGGUGCUCAACAAGCUGCAGGGACACGCAUCCGCCGUUCUCGGCGUGAGCUUCAGUUACGACGAAAGCCUACUGGCCACCAGCGACGUCUCUGGUCUGGUCAUCAUCUGGCGACGCGGC
Iphiclides podalirius (scarce swallowtail) is the source of this 1821-nucleotide messenger RNA. Lineage: Eukaryota; Metazoa; Arthropoda; Insecta; Lepidoptera; Papilionidae. The record is from the annotation of a GenBank genome assembly.